AUGACAUCAUGCAGUGCGGAGGGUGACUCGUGGCUGCAGCGAGUAUUGGCGGAAAGUCCCCAGCGGGUGCCCGGCCGCCGCCAUAGUGCCCCAACGUCCAUCUACACAACUCCAUCUGCACAACGCCCACCGCUGCGAACACGCACACCGUCUGUAAAGAACAGCAGUCGACAAGGAACGCCCAUGCAGCGCCGUGAGGGGAAAACAACAACACCGCGUAGUUGGGCAGAAAGGCGAUCUGGAGGACUCUUGGGAAAAGAAAAUGAUCCUUUUACAGCAAAACUACGCCUUCGAGAAGAGGCAUUUGAAAAAACUAUACAAGAGUGGGUCGCAUGGAGAGAACAGGAGAUGGAAUCCUUACGAAAAUUAGAGACAGACCUGAAACGUCAGGCAGAACGAAUGUUGCGGAAAGAAAUUUCUUUAAUCGCACGAGAAGAGAAACUAAAGAGACGUGAGGCAUCUUUAACGCUGCGAGAGGCCGCUCUGCAGGAGAAGGCACUCCAGCAAGAACACAGAGAACGCAAUCAUCAAACAGUAGAAAAGAUGGAAUCAAGAGGAAGACUGCAGUAUAUGGAGAAUGAAAUUCAACAAUUAAGAAAUAUCGUUACCUCUAUACAACAGAACCGUGUAGCCGUAGAGUCAUCAUCAUCACCACCACAACAACAACAAGAAUAUAGUGUUAAAAGAAAUUUACACAGAAGUCGUACUACAUCUACUAAUGCCUCAUCUAAAUCGGGAAAUAUUGUGUCAAAAGACAAGCAACAGUCACGCUAUCGUAAUGCGUGUACUUCUAUGCUAUAUCGUAGUGGGAAGUGA
This is a messenger RNA of Trypanosoma theileri, 816 nucleotides long. RefSeq lists its product as uncharacterized. NCBI's taxonomy places the organism in Eukaryota, Euglenozoa, Kinetoplastea, Trypanosomatida, Trypanosomatidae. The coding region runs from base 1 to 816 and encodes 271 amino acids. The transcript has a single exon. The record is from RefSeq and is a predicted model, not a curated record.